AUGGUUAAGCUGAAAAAAAUAAGCAAAAGAAGAACGCUCAAGCAAAAAUAUUCGAUUGAAAAAAAGGUUGCUGCACAUAAAAAGAAAUUAAAAAAAAUCGUAAAAAAAACAAAUAUCCAUAAUCGUAGAAAUAAAAAAAAAGCUUUAAAAAUAUCAGAUUGUAUAUUUAAAGAAAGCAUAUUAAAUAAUAUAAAAAAUGCAGCAUUAAGUAAAAAAAAAAAAAACAGACAUGAGGAUGAUCUAUGUAAAGAAAUUAAUAUUGAAACUCUCGACGAUUCAACAAUAAAUAAUAUCAAAUAUGAACUUAAUAUUUCACAAAAUCAAAAUGAUGAUACUAAUUCAAUCGAUAUACAAAAUUGUAAUUAUACUUUCCAGGAAUAUAUAAAUUUAAGUUAUGGAAUAAAAGUCAAGUUGUUUGAAAAUGCAAAAAAAGAAAAUUAUUCUAAACUUAAUGAAAAAUAUUUAUAUAUUGAUAAUUUAUUAGAAGUAAUAAAAAAUAGUGACAUUGUUUUUUAUAUAGUUGAUAUAAGAAAUCCAUUGAUAUAUUUAGAUAAAGAUAUAAUUGAUUUUAUUAAAAUGUGUAAAAAGGAAAUUAUUAUUAUUUUAAAUAAAUGCGAUUUAGUAGAUAAAGAAAUAAUAAAACAGUGGCUAUUAUAUUUUAGGAACUAUUAUAUAACUAUUCCAUUUAUUUGUAAUAUCAAAAAUAAUGCCCAGUAUUUACAAAAACAAAAUAAUCAAUCCAAGAACACAAACCAUAAUCAACAAUAUAAUAAUCAUAUUGGCACAUAUGCAGAUAAUUUUCAUCAAAAUAAUAUCAAUUAUAAUAUAAAACAAGUUUUGAAAAAUUUAGUAAAUUCAGAUAUAAAAAUUACAUAUGGUGUUGUUGGAUAUAUAUACACAGGCAGACGAAGUUUUAUGAAAACGAUGCUAAAUGAAUUUAACGUUGUAGAUUCUAAUAAUAAACAAAUUGAUGUUAAUGUUUGUAAUAAUAUUAAUAUAUAUACUAAAUGUGGGUUAAUAUUAAAAAAUAAUUUAGAAGGUAUUGAAUUAAUUAAAAAAUUACAUUCCCUUAAUAAUAAAGAAAAAUUAUUUUUUUUAAGUGAAUUCUUAUUAAAUUUAAGUGGAAAAAAUUUUAUCAAUUUUUUUAUUUUAUUAAAUGAAAAUCAAAUUGGUCAAGACUAUAAAAAUAUUUUUGCAAAUGCUAUAGAUAAAGCACAAAAAAAAGAAAUCAAAAAAGAUAUCAUAUCUCAACUUCUUUUAAUAGAUAUAGACAAAUCAUUAGUAAAUAAUAAUAUUAAUUUUAAAAAUGUUACAAGUAUUUUUAGUAAAAUAUUCUUAAAUAAAAUACCAUAUUAUGUAAUACCAAAAUCACAAAUAAUGACACCAUCUAAUGAUCAAAAUAAUUCUGCAAAUUUAAUACUCGAACAAUUUCCCAACAUCAUACAACAACAGAUAUAUCAAAAAGUCGAUGAUUAUAUUCUUUCAAAACAAAAUAAAUUCACUAACUUUAUUAUUAUAAAAAGUGACAAGUUUAAUUUCUAUAUAUAA
Plasmodium vinckei vinckei is the source of this 1548-nucleotide messenger RNA. Its product is annotated as nucleolar preribosomal GTPase, putative. The record is from RefSeq and is a predicted model, not a curated record. The coding region runs from base 1 to 1548 and encodes 515 amino acids. NCBI's taxonomy places the organism in Eukaryota, Apicomplexa, Aconoidasida, Haemosporida, Plasmodiidae. Gene Ontology annotation, cellular component: nucleolus. The transcript has a single exon.